AUGUCCAACUUCUCCAUCAAGUCAGCCAUCGUCGCCAUGUCCCUGGCUCUCACUGCUACCGCCAGCCCCCAGUGCGCUACUGAUGCGGACUGCCUUUCUGGCUACAUCUGCGGACCGAAUGACACUGCUGGUUCCAGCGACACAUCCAACGUCUGUGUUCAGUUGAAGUCUUGCAGCGACACUCCCGACCCUCAGUUCCCUCAAUACGGACCCAAGUGCGGCGACAGCGUCUUCUGCAACCCAGGCGGCUUCUGCGGUGGCGGCUACGUCGACAUCGACGGCCAGAGAGAAGGAGCUCUCGCUUGCGUUGAUCAUGCAACUGGACUUAAAUGCGCUGCACCUGCUAUCUAG
Pochonia chlamydosporia 170 is the source of this 351-nucleotide messenger RNA. RefSeq lists its product as hypothetical. The coding region runs from base 1 to 351 and encodes 116 amino acids. The record is from RefSeq and is a predicted model, not a curated record. The transcript has a single exon. Lineage: Eukaryota; Fungi; Ascomycota; Sordariomycetes; Hypocreales; Clavicipitaceae.